Mizuhopecten yessoensis (Yesso scallop) is the source of this 3776-nucleotide messenger RNA. Its product is annotated as tyrosine--tRNA ligase, cytoplasmic-like. Gene Ontology annotation, biological process: tyrosyl-tRNA aminoacylation. The record is from RefSeq and is a predicted model, not a curated record. The coding region runs from base 173 to 1768 and encodes 531 amino acids. Lineage: Eukaryota; Metazoa; Mollusca; Bivalvia; Pectinida; Pectinidae. Gene Ontology annotation, molecular function: tRNA binding; tyrosine-tRNA ligase activity; ATP binding. The transcript is spliced from 12 exons.
UAUAUUGCGACAUACGCCAAAGCGUGGACGAUGAUGAAACUCGAGGCAAGAAAGUUGUAAACGUCAAUCUGUUACCUACGUGCGUUGCUGUCAAGUCUAGAUAAGUUGGCACUUCCUGAAUCGAGCUGAGAGGAUAAACAGAACUAGGGUCCAUUGUGAUUGAGAAUCUAAAAUGGCAGAAAAUGGGAGCAGUCUCUCUCCGGAGGAAAAGUUUACAUUAAUUACUAGGAACUUACAGGAGACGAUAGGUGAGGAGAAACUCAAGGCAGUUUUAAAAGAGCGUGAUGUGAAGAUCUACUGGGGAACCGCCACCACUGGCAAACCUCACGUGGCCUACUUUGUUCCCAUGUCAAAGAUUGCAGACUUCCUUAAGGCUGGCUGUGAGGUUACCAUCCUGUUUGCUGACCUUCAUGCCUACCUUGACAACAUGAAGGCCCCUUGGGAGUUACUGAAUUUACGUGUCAAGUACUACGAGGCAGCUAUCAAGGCCAUGCUCAAGUCGAUUGAGGUCCCUCUUGAAAAGCUCAAGUUUGUGAAGGGCACCGAAUACCAGCUCAGCAAAGAGUACACAUUAGAUGUCUACAGACUGUCGUCGUUGGUGACGGAACAUGAUGCCAAGAAGGCUGGAGCAGAGGUGGUAAAACAGGUUGACCACCCCCUACUUAGUGGACUGCUCUAUCCUGGUCUUCAGGCACUUGAUGAGGAAUACCUCAAGGUGGAUGCUCAAUUUGGAGGAGUUGAUCAGCGUAAAAUCUUCACAUUUGCAGAAAAAUACCUCCCACAUCUAGGAUACAGCAAGAGGAUCCACAUGAUGAACCCUAUGGUACCGGGCCUCACAGGGACCAAGAUGAGCUCUUCAGAUGAAUCCUCCAAGAUAGACCUACUAGACUCUCCCGCCCAGCUGAAGAAGAAGUUAAAGUCCGCCUUCUGUGAGCCGGGAAACAUUAAGGAUAAUGGCGUGCUGUCCUUCUGUAAAUUUGUUCUCUUUCCGCUGUCUAGAACAGGAGAAUUCAAGGUCCUAAGAUCAGCUGAAUAUGGUGGGGAUAGUAUAUACACAUGUUUUGUAGAUCUAGAAGCAGCAUUUGAAAAAGAGGAGGUGCACCCUGGAGACCUGAAAACCUCAGUGGAGUUUUACCUAAAUGAGCUGCUGGAGCCAAUUAGGGCUGAGUUCUCUUCUGAUGAGCUGAAGAAGCUGGCUGGCAGAGCAUACCCGGUGGAGAAGAAAAAGAAGCCUGGCCAGAAAGGAGCCACAGGGACCGCUACUGAGGAUAAACUGACCCCAGACAGACUCGACCUGAGGGUGGGGAAAAUCCUUUCUGUGACAAAGCAUCCAGAUGCAGACUCAUUGUACGUAGAAUCAGUAGACCUUGGGGAGGAGGCUCCUCGGACGGUGGUCAGUGGACUGGCUGGACUUGUGCCAAUGGAGGAACUCCAGGACCGCAUGGGCGUGUUCCUGUGUAACCUCAAACCACAGAAGAUGAGAGGCAUCGAGUCCCAGGCAAUGCUCAUGUGUGUGAGUGUGGCGGAACCCCGCGCUGUAGAGCCUCUUAACCCUCCCGAGGGAAGUGCUCCAGGGGAAAAGGUAUUCUUUGACAGCUAUGACGGAAUGCCUGAUGAGGAACUCAAACCAAAGAAGAAAGUUUGGGAAAGUCUACAGCCUGAUUUACGAUCCAACGGAGACUGUGAAGCAGAAUGGCAGGGGAGUUUGAUGAAGACCAAGCUAGGAAACGUGACCUGUAAAUCACUCAAAUCCUCACCGAUCAGAUAGUGUGGACAGACGACCAAAAUAUCAACCAGCGACUGUGACAGACAUUUAUAUCGAAAAAACUCGAGAUUGCAGUAAUAUAAGCCUUCCAACAUCUUUUUGAGAAGGGUAUGACACCCAAUCAGUUUAAGUGUUUUUCAUUGUAGGUGAAUGAAGUUUGACAACUUGUUUAUCAGUGGGCUUUCCUGUUUAGUACAGUUAUUCACUGUGAUGACGUAGCUCUAGCCAGGACUGCCUAUCUCCUGUGUUUCAUUCGGGUUUAGUUUACUGUAAGGUUGUUCUGAUUUUACUUUUCUAACAAAAUCUUUACUAACAGUUUUGUCAAAGUGAUUCUUAAACCUAUCGUAAAAGAUCUGUUACUGAUUUCACAUGUUAGCGACUUUUGAACCAAAAUUAAAAUAUCUGACAUGACUUGUAUGCUAAAAAUUGAAUAUUUUAUUGUAUGCACACAGACAGAUGUACAUUUUGCUAAUUAUUUAUUUCAGUGGUUUUAUUCAAUCAUGCAGUAUUCACAUUUUGUUCAUUUUGAUAUUUUCCAAUGGUGUGUGGAUGAUGAAGGAUACGAACAUUAUAUUUAGGUAUUAAUAAAAGCAAAUGUUAAGGUUUGUUGAAAGAAUUUCUUUUCUAGCUCAGUGCUACAAAAAUCAGGUUUCCAUUUGAUGAGUUUAAAUAAAAACAUAUACCAGCGUACGAUAACCUGCUUCUAUUUCGUUUGUCAGUGUCAGAAUAAAAGGGAGAGUCUAAGACAUAUCGUAUCACUACAGAUUCUUUGGUUCUAUUAUAACUGUCUGGGCUAGCUGUAACUUUCAAAUAUUAAGUAUCGUUUCAUGUAGUUUGAAAUGCGUCUGUAUUAACGUAGGUAAUCACGAUAGGCAUGCAGUGUGCUGGUAGCCACAAUAUUCACCUUUAGGUUAAAGGUGAAAUAAAUGCAAUAUUUUCAAAAAAAUCUUCCCCGUUUACAAAAAUACAAAUCUAGUUGAAAAUAAAAUUCAAGACCCAUUGCCUUGUAAUGAUGUAAUAAAAAGAAAGUAGAGAAGAAUCCCCUACGAACCAAUUUCCAAGUAAUCAACAGGUACGCUCAUCUCCUCCAUUGAUAUAAUAAGAUUAAAUUAAGUCUGCAGGUUAUGUGGGUAGAUUAGUUUUUUUUGCAUGAUCAAAGUGCUCAACUACAAGUAAAUUGCGUAUAUAAGUGACAAUUUUAAGAUGUGUAUGAUAGACAUUUAAACACUGGUCAGAUAUUUUUUUAAGUGCUUGGACUUGAUGUCUCGAUUGCUCACUGUUUUUGUGAUACAUUUGUAUGGAUACACCAAGAACAUGUGUUGAAAGCCUGCUUAUUUAAUUAGUACAAGGUAACGUUUUUGUGCAUGAUUAUUUUCAAAGUAUUGGAAUUUGUCAUUAUAAUUAACUAUGAUUUUGGAAAAUCACAAGUUCUAUUUCAAGAAAAACAAAUAUUUGUAAAAUGAAGUUUCAUUUGUUUUUUUAUGAAAUUGACUCUUCAAAUUCUGUCAAGGCCAUCCUUCAAAAAAUGUUAGAUAAAACACUUUCUUAUACUUAUAUUGUGUAAAAAACAGUUAAAUAAAUUAACGGGAAUACUGUAUUUUCAGUAAUGAUAUUGCUUUGCAGAUUUUUUUUUUACACCUGGUAUCAGAAAUUCAUUAAAUCUUGAGCAAAAGGAUUUAAAAAAUAAAUACAGGUAGGGGUUUCUUGUGAUGCAAUAUCAAUUAUCUGAAGAAUAAAAGACGCUGCAUCCAAUUUCCAUUUUGUGAGAUCUCUGAUCCCUCCUAGCUUGUGAAAGUCCUUUAUUGAUAAAUCUAUUGGUAAGAACUACCAUAAAAGUCUGUUAAGUUUUACACUUUCAUUGUAUUACUGAAUUAAUGUAUAAAGUGUGUGUUUGCGAUUUACUGGUUUGAAAGAUUAUGCAUGGUUUCCUAGGUUAUUUUACUCUGAAGUUGUGAAUUUGAAUGCAAAUUUAGAAAACAUGUGAAAAUGGUGAAUAAAUGUUACAAAUAGU